Molecule: messenger RNA, 498 nt
Organism: Funneliformis caledonium
Lineage: Eukaryota; Fungi; Glomeromycota; Glomeromycetes; Glomerales; Glomeraceae
Source: the annotation of a GenBank genome assembly
AUGGGAAUAGUACAUCGAGAUUUACAUUCCGACAAUAUACUUAUACAUCAAAAUUCAAUUAAAUUAGUAGAUUUUGGAUUAAGUAAACCUAUCGAGAGUAUUAGUGCUAAAAUCUGCAUCAAAAUAAUUGGCGUUCUUCCAUAUAUUGAUCCCAAAGGAUUUGGUAGUACAAGGAAAAACAAAGGAACAACUGAAAAGGUUAAGGAUGUUGUUGAAGACACACCUAAAGAACAUUCUGAACUUUAUACAAGAAAGAGAAAAUUUUUUACACCAUCAAAUCCAAACUCCCAAAAGAUUAAGAUUAUUAAAGGUGAUAAAGAUGAGGAGGAUAAAAAUUCUCUUGGUGAAAAACAAAAACAGGAUCUAGAAUAUGACAAAGGGUUGAACUCGGACUCAAUCAUAGUAGUCGAUCAUGAACCAAAAGUGAACGACACAGUGGUAGAAGAGAUUGUGGAGUUAUUUAUAAGGAUAACGAAUGAAGGCAAAUCUCGUGAUUAG